This is a messenger RNA of Schistosoma curassoni, 1593 nucleotides long. The record is from the annotation of a GenBank genome assembly. Lineage: Eukaryota; Metazoa; Platyhelminthes; Trematoda; Strigeidida; Schistosomatidae.
AUGGAAAUUCGGCAUCGGAACUUAGAAGGUUGGUAUUUCAACCAAAUCAAGGGGACCUGUGAAGAUGUCAAUGAAGCUGAUAUUAUAUCUUGUGUUGAAUAUGAUAAAACUGGCGACUUUUUAGCAACCGGUGACCAUGGCGGUAGAAUUGUGAUUUUUAAACGAGAAAAUGAAGAUAAACUUCAAAAAUGCAUCAGUCACAAUGUGUAUUGUACAUUUGUCAGUCAUGAACCGGAAUUCGACUAUCUUAAAUCAUUGGAAAUUGAAGAGAAAAUCAAUAAAAUCCGAUGGUUACCACGUACUAAUCAUGCACAAUUUCUGCUUUCUACAAAUGACAAAACAAUUAAACUUUGGCGCAUUACUGAACGGUGUCGACGUGUUGCCAAUAGUACUUGUACAUCAUCUGAUUACUUCUUACACAAUAAUACAACUAGAAGUACUAAUACUACCGAUAAUGAUGAUAAUCUUAUGUUGAACGAUAAGAAUAACUCAUCCGUUUCAUUGAAUAAAAUUUAUCAGAAAACUGAUCUACGUGUACCAUAUUAUGAAGAUAUUGACCCUGUCAUGGAUGCACAUCCUAAACGAAUAUUUGCUAAUGCACAUACUUAUCUUAUUAAUUCAUUAUCAGUGAAUUCUGAUCAAGAAACAUUUCUCUCAGCGGAUGAUUUAAGAAUUAAUUUAUGGAAUUUAGAAAUUACCAACCAAUCAUUCAAUAUUGUUGAUUUAAAACCUGUGAAUAUGGAAGAUUUGUCUGAAGUGAUAACAGCUGCUCAAUUUCAUCCAUCAGCGUGUUCAUUAUUUAUUUACAGCAGCAGUAAAGGCACCAUACGUUUAUGUGAUAUGCGUCAACGUGCACUGUGCGAUGAACAUGCAUUAUCGUUUGAAGAAGUCGACGAUCCAAUGAGUCGGUGUUUUUUCUCUGAAAUUAUUAACAAUAUAUCCGAUUUAAAUUUUAGUCAUUCCGGUCGUUAUAUUUUAAGUCGAGAUUACUUAACAUUGAAAGUUUGGGAUUUAAAUAUGCCUCGUCGACCAGUUGAAACUUACCUCGUUCACGAUUAUUUCCGUACAAAAUUAUGUGCACUCUAUGAAAAUGAUUGUAUAUUUGAUAAAUUCGAAUGUCAAUGGUCACCAAACGAUGAUAUGGUUGUCACCGGUUCAUACAAUAAUUACUUUCGUGUAUUUGAACGUGGUACCUCGAAUGAUCUACUAAUGGAAGCAUCUCGUGAAGCUAUGGAAAAUAGUGUAUGCGGUAAACUGAAACCAUGUCAAGUGAUAUCUGAUGGAACUAUCGGGGGUAGCAGUGCCAGUAGUAGUGGUGCUUUCGCUCGAUCAUGGUCUGAGGGUAAAGUCAAUGUGGAAUGUAUGGAUUUAACACGUAAACUGCUUCAUUUAUCAUGGCACACACGUGAAAAUACUCUAGCGUUGGCUGGUACUAGUAGUCUUUACUUACUUGACUACUAUCCUGAUAAUCGUCAGUUAAGUGAUAAUCCAAUAGAAUCACAACGAACUGAUCACCUAAUGAACGGUGGUGUUAAUGACAGUAGUAAUCAUUAUUUUGACAACAAUAAUAUUACUUCUACACCGUCUAAUUAA